Molecule: messenger RNA, 1167 nt
Organism: Colias croceus (clouded yellow)
Lineage: Eukaryota; Metazoa; Arthropoda; Insecta; Lepidoptera; Pieridae
Exons: 1
Coding region: 1-1167 (388 amino acids)
Source: RefSeq, a predicted model, not a curated record
AUGGAUAAUAUAAGUUUGGUGCAAUUAUGUGUUGGAAGCUUUAGUGACGAAGAAAUAACUUGUGCAAAAUCGCUUUUACAACAAGCCUUACCCAAUUCAAAACGUAUGACACAACGUAAGAAUAAGGGUAAAACGGCCCGUGAUGUGGAAGACAUUGUUAAUCUUCUUAAAUCUGUUGAUCCUGAUAUAGUGCCAAUUUUUGUAGCCCGGGAGUUACGGAAACUCCCGCCUAUUACAUUUGAUCAUAUAGACGCGACAAGGCUUCUAAAAGACAUUUUAAUACUAAAACAAGAUAUUGAAUACAUAAAAAGUAAUUUCGCAAUGAAAGAAAGCGUGGAGAAGUUGCAAAAAAACAUCGGCAAUUUAAAUAAAAUAACGGAUCUAAGUUGCUAUAAUAACAUCCAACCGUCAGGGUCACUGUCCGCUCAAGGUCACACGGAUAUACCUGUCUCUCUCACUCCUGCAAAGAGCGCUUGUUGCUAUCAGCCGGACGGGUCGUGCGCUGCGAGGCGCGCGGUGGUUUGUAACGAACCGGUUUCCGCAGAUAGUGAGACAUGUAUAACAUCGCAGGCGAAUCAAGAUAUCUCACUCUUGCACGCGCAGAAUUGUAUAAGCGAUCGUCAGCCGCAUCAUGUUACUGUGACGCCUAAUAAUACAGCUAAAUUUAUGGAUCUAAGUACAAAGCGGUUGGGCUUAUCACCGCGAAUGAGCAAACCAAAACAAAAAACGUUUGCAGACGUUAUGAUUUCCAAUGAUUACACGAAACAAAGAGAAGGCGAGUGGAUUAAGGUGUCAUACAAAAAUAAACCGAAAAAUAGGUUUUUUGCUAGCAAGGGUAAAGGCGACUCCAAUAUCGGUGGCAGUUUUAAGGCUGCGGACAUUAAGAUACCAUUCUAUAUAUAUAACGUAGAUAAGGCCGCUGAAGUAGAUGAUAUAGAAAAAUAUAUUUUUGACAAAACUAUGGUUCGAGUUGAGCUUUCUAAAAUUACAAUGAAAAAUAAUAAACAAUACCAAGCUUUCAAAUUUGAUAUACCUAGAAGUAAAUUAUCCCUAUUCAUGGACGAAAAUAUUUGGCCAAUGGGUGUAGCGUUUCGGCGCUAUGUCUAUUUCAAAUCUAAAGAACCGGCUCUUCGAAGUAAUAUGGAGGAGAAUAAAUUUUUCAAAUAA